UGUGAUAUCACAGCUGCUUAGGAAGUCUGGUUAUUAUAGUCACCCAUGUGUCGUACAAUUUUCGCUUUCUCAAACUUCAAGUUCAGUAAAAGUAGAGAUAAAUAUUCAAUACUUUCUCCAUUUGAUUUGGACAAGUUUGAUACUGUACAAUUAAUCACGUUAAAAGCACGUGUUUCUGGGGAAUUCACCUGUUAGGACACGCCCAAUGAGUUUACGCAUGUAUUUAUAGCUCGUGUUCAGACUUAUACUCAGCUGGUUUCGAGAUGCUUUAAUUACUUUCUGCAUUACUGUCAUAUUAAAAUGGGCGCAGGAGAGUUCAGUUACAGGAUUUCUAUCCCAACUCUAAGAGUCGUCUUUCCGCUCCUUUUCGUCCUCAGGCUUGCUCAAGGUCAGUUGCACGUGGUUGGAUCCCAUCAGCCUGUUGUAGCAGCUCCAGGUGAUGAUGUCAUCCUGCCCUGUCAAGUGGAACCAGCAUUUAACGUGGCGGGGCUGACGGUGGAGUGGUCAAAGCCGGACCUCCGUCCUGACCCCAACGACCGUCUGAGCCGAGUGGAAUAUGUUCAUCUUUACAGAGACGCCCACGAGGUCCCCGACAUGAAGCUCCCAUCGUACAUCGGGAGGACGGCGUUGUUCACAGACGGCCUGAGAGAAGGAAACAUCUCACUAAGAAUCACUAAUGUGACACAAGAAGAUGAAGGAAGAUACAGAUGUUUCAUCCCAAAGUUAAAGAGUCAAACAAGGUUUUCAGUUGUUCGUCUGAUUGUUGACCCAAGUUUAACUGAAACUGGGACAACAGAGACACCACUGGAUCCUGAAAAUUUCCAUAUUUCUGAUUUAAAUGAAGAGAUAGAUAAUAAAGGUGGUUCGUCCGAGCGGUGCCGACUGAUUCCAGUUGUGGUUCUCUGUGUGUUUAUUCUUCUGUGCUUCGCAGUCGGAGGAUGCUUGAUCACAGAGUCACAAAAAGCAGAACUCAAGAAAAUUCCAAUCUAAUUGGCAAGGGCGCAUUGGAAAUGUUAACAGAGACGAGUGCUGCCUACGUACCUGCGGAUGUUUCAUAUGUGUUUGAAGAUUUGAAGCAUUAACUCUUCCAGCCUCUUCUGGACACAGUGGACGUGUCCCAUAAUCUGUUUGGACCCAAAUGAACUUUAACUCCUGUAAAUGAUGACCGUGCCUUCAGUGACUGGUCAGGUGACGUCACGCAGGUUUGAGUGCAGAAACAGGAUCCAUCAUCUGAGCCAAAGUUGAACUCUGGCAUCAGAGUAUACGGUUACUUUAAAUCUGUUGAAGUGAUGUGUUGCAGCACUUUGUGUUUUACAUGUUAACACUAAAGCUGAAUUUGUUUUUGUGACUUUUAUGUCAAAGUUUUUUUGGUCACACGGUAAGAUUUAGCUCUUUUCACAUAACUUUGCACUACAUAUAGUGUGACUUCAAUAUUUUGUAUAUAUACACACUUGCAGGAUAUAUGAAAAACUGAGGAUUGGUGGGAAAUGAGGGGAGUUUUGUGUUUGUGUUUUUUUAAAGACUCAAAUCCAGCAGUAAUGUAUUGAGACAGCCUGGAGCUGUAGGUGGUUUUUCUUAUAAUGACACAUUGUUUAUGGGACAAUUUUCUGUUUCAGUUUUGAAUCAGUUUUAGGAUUUUACUAUUUGGAUGUGACUUUAGAGGUAUGUUUCCUUUAUAAGGAAGAACUUUUCCAUCCUCUGAACUUUAAAGUGCUUUUCAGUCACUUAACACUGACAAUUAAAGGGCUUUUGAGCCACGCAGCUAUAUUUAUGGAGAAAAGAGCCAAUAUCAUCAAAGUUAAAUAUUAAUUGUUCUGUUUAUUUGAGCUUCAUCAUAUUUGCAUUCUUAAAAAGUUGGUCUUUUUUAAACAUUGUUCUGAUUUUUGAAGUUUGAAACUCUUGUCACUCCUGCACUUUCAAAUGAAUUUAUGUGAUAUUUGAAACCGUGUUUAUUCGGUUUCAUGCAACAAAAAAUAGCCACAUAAAGUGCAUUUCCAAGUGAUUGCAGUGUGUUUGCUUCAUAUAUUCAGUGAUUAAAAUCUGUUCUGGAGUUCAGCUGUUACAUCACAUGAUAGGCAUCUUAUGUUGUGUUAGCAUCGGGGUAUCGUGGAUGAGUAAUGUGGGUGAGAAUGUGAAGUCAGCACAUAGGUCAUAGCAGUGCUAUUUGUUAGCUUAUGACAUCAGUGUUUUAUCUAAAAGUGCAACAGACGCUGCUUUAUGCUUCCUUUUAUGAUGGUACUAUAAAGCUAUCACAGAAACUAAUUUAUCAUCUACCAAGAAUUAUACCUUACAUCAUAAUCUGUAGUAGAUUUCAUUUUCACUGAAACUGUAAGCGUAUCUGUUGGGUGAAAUUUCACAUCCACCGUGCUUCAUCAUCUCACCUUAUUGUUUUCAUUUCCUUUCUGUGAUUCUGUAUAAACUUUAUGUUUGCAGCCAAUCCAGACAUAAAUACUAACUGCUUCAUCAGGUUCUAAUGCUUUCUAAUUUGGGCCAAAACUGAAUAAUUUAUGUGUAUCUGGAGUUUAGGCGGAUCUAUUUCUCCAAACAUAGGCCGGGGUGUUAUUAAAAAUGUAUAUGUUUAUGUGUGUUUGAUUUUAUGCAUUUACUUCACCGCUGAAAAAUGUAAAACAGAAAAAACUGUGCAUAAAAGUAUUAUUAUUAAAAAAAAAC
This is a messenger RNA of Oreochromis aureus, 2670 nucleotides long. Its product is annotated as myelin-oligodendrocyte glycoprotein-like. The coding region runs from base 301 to 990 and encodes 229 amino acids. The record is from RefSeq and is a predicted model, not a curated record. Lineage: Eukaryota; Metazoa; Chordata; Actinopteri; Cichliformes; Cichlidae. The transcript is spliced from 5 exons.